ACAUCCCUCGUCUACUCGCCCGUCAGUACACCGCUUGGGUCACAGAAUGGGUCCCGACAACAACGUAUACCACGUGGUCGAGCAUGACCAGCCCAACCCCGACUUGCAUGGUCAACGAGGACGAAUGCGCAAGCCUACGGUCCAGCUGGAGCAUGACGCACACAACCGAAGACUCACUCGCGGAUUUUCCGGUCCCGUGCACGACAUACAGGCACUGCUCUUCUGAUCCCGUUGGACCGUGCAGCAUUACUGUAGGGGACACAGCGGACCUCAUGAAGAUCUACUACUGGCCUACGCCGGCAACCGAACCUCUCUGCCCCCAGAAUACCACCACGCCUGUGUCGACUAGCCCUGCACUGCCCGAACUACCAAUAUCCGGCCCGCCUGUGGUGAAGGUGAUCGACGGCCUCACAGCCACAUCGCCUUCAAUCUACAUAUCCAUCCCUACCUUGUACGGGCGGUUCCGCGGGCAACCGACAUACAUGUUCACCGGCUGCGGCUCUCUACUCACAUCCCUUACGCUAUCGAUUCCGCCAUCGCCCAUCUCCACGCUAAGUAAAGCGAGGCGGAGAAGAAGACCAACAUACGGGGAUCCGAGCUCUUUCGCGCUUAGCACGUUGAACUGGCCCGUCACGACGACAAGCAGCUGCUCGGUAGUGACAAUAUGUGAUUGGGAUGACACGAUAAGCACAUGCAACGACGUGCUUACUACGAAGUGUGCGACGCCGACGGUAGAUCCGUUCAAUUACAACCCGGUGCUAUUGCUGCCGACGGAGCUGAUAAACCUGGCUGCGGAGCACGAUCCUGGUUACCGGAGCUAUUCAUCCUGCGGCUGCUGCGUUUGCGACCUGGAUCCCCAUUACGACAAUCCCGGGAGAUCCAAGGUAUACGGAGGGAUGGUCGGCUACUCCGACGAUAGAGCCGUCUACGGUUACGGCAACUGGUGCGCCUGAAACUACAAGUACUUCUGCUUGAUGCUGCCGGAAAAAGGCGACCAAGAGAUCAAGACUAUGUUACUGUAACGUAGUUGACAAGCGAGUGGGUCAAGUGUGGCGGCCAGACUGUUGGGUCGUCGGUGGUGCACACGGCAGUCAGUGGACUUUUCCGGUUCGUACAAAGGCAAUCGAUGCGUCGCAAGCACACCGUAAAUAACUACCUAUGUAUGUAACGAGCGGUCGCGUACAAGACUAACCUCUCUUAUA
This is a messenger RNA of Westerdykella ornata, 1202 nucleotides long. RefSeq lists its product as uncharacterized. The record is from RefSeq and is a predicted model, not a curated record. Lineage: Eukaryota; Fungi; Ascomycota; Dothideomycetes; Pleosporales; Sporormiaceae. The transcript has 2 exons. Bases 84 to 953 code for a protein of 289 amino acids.